Tribolium castaneum (red flour beetle) is the source of this 690-nucleotide messenger RNA. It is a transcript of the gene mRF1, whose product is annotated as mitochondrial translation release factor 1. Bases 1 to 690 code for a protein of 229 amino acids. The transcript has 2 exons. NCBI's taxonomy places the organism in Eukaryota, Metazoa, Arthropoda, Insecta, Coleoptera, Tenebrionidae. Gene Ontology annotation, molecular function: translation release factor activity. Gene Ontology annotation, biological process: translational termination. The record is from RefSeq and is a predicted model, not a curated record.
AUGUAUUGUAAUUUUGCCGAGCAUCAAGGCUGGGAAACGCAAAUCGCUGAUUACUCCCCAGUUGACAUUGGCGGAAUCAGGCACGCAAGUGCCCUAAUUAACGGACCUCAAGUGUUUCAAUUUUUCAAGCAUGAAGCGGGGGUUCACCGGGUCCAGAGAAUCCCGACUACGGAAAAGGCGGGUCGUAUUCACACCAGCACUGUCUCGGUUGUUGCCCUUCCACAACCCACAGAGAUUGAAGUUAACAUCGAUAACAAAGAUUUGAAAAUUGAGACGAAACGGGCGAGUGGGGCUGGGGGGCAGCACGUGAAUACGACCGAAAGUGCCGUCCGGGUGACACAUUUGCCCACGGGGUUUAGUGUGGAGUGUCAAGUGGACAGGUCUCAAGUGAAAAAUCGUCAAAUUGCUUUGGCUAAGUUGAGGGCUUUGAUUUAUCAACGUGAUCUUGAAGAGCAGAUAGCGAGGAACGAGAAUAUGAGGAAGAACCAAGUUAGGUCGAAUUUUAGAAACGAGAAAAUUAGGACUUAUAAUUUUCCGCAAGACAGGAUCACUGAUCAUAGGUUACAGGGGUGCAAUGUGCACAACCUUAAAGGGUUUCUUCAAGGGAAUGAUGCUUUAGGGAGUUUGAUUAAGAAACUAGAUCAACAGUACAAAAUUGAGACUUUGUUAAAUCUUGUAAAUAAUAAAUAA